AUGAGUGCAAUUCGUGACAACGAGAACUUCGAGCCUAUCCAGGUGCUCAUCACACUGCAUGAUAACAUGAGUCUCCUGGAUAUGGCUGGUCCAUUGCAGGUUCUCAAUCAUGCUCAGCACGACAUCAAUGAUGCAGACACCAAAGCCUUUGAUUUCACCUUUGCUGCUCCCGAUCAAUCUGUCAUGACCAAGCAAGGCGUCGCACUCGAGGCACAGAUCUCCCUCAAAGAAGCCCUACAACGUCUUAAGGAGUUCGACGUUCUCGUUGUCCCUGGCGGUGAUGCCACCGAAAUUGUCAAGAAGGAGGGGCAACCAAUACCACUCAUCUCCGCCUUUUCUGACCUCCAGACUGCGGAUCCCAGCCGAGAGAGAACCCUCCUGGCGGUCGAUACCGCCGCCUUGUUCCUUGCUAAGGCAGGUCUUCUGCAAGGUCUCGGGGCUACCACCCACCCCGACUUCUACAUUAAACUCGAACAUGCUUGUCAAGAGGCAGCGGCCAAUGACACGCAAGAACGCACAGAUGUCAUGGAAGAGCGCUAUGUGGUCAACAACGCCCGCUUCGAUCUAGGCGAAGAUAUGGAAGAGAACCCCUACGUGUUCAACAAGACUCGUACCAAGUCGACCGCUCGCAAGGGUAGUCUUGCGCGCAAAGAGAGCAAUGCGAAGCGUGAGAAUAUCGUCCGUCGCCAGAGCAUGAAGCUCGGUGGCAUGAGAGUCAUCACCAGUGGCGGAGCUGUUAGUGGCCUGGACGCGGCGUUGUACCUUGUUUCUGCUUUGGUCAGCCACGACUCUGCCCAAGAGGUGGCUAGGCUCUUGCAAUAUGAUUGGGUCAAGGGUGUUGUUGUUGAUGCUAUUGAUGUCUAA
Molecule: messenger RNA, 864 nt
Organism: Exophiala aquamarina CBS 119918
Lineage: Eukaryota; Fungi; Ascomycota; Eurotiomycetes; Chaetothyriales; Herpotrichiellaceae
Exons: 2
Coding region: 1-864 (287 amino acids)
Source: RefSeq, a predicted model, not a curated record